This is a messenger RNA of Prunus persica (peach), 3049 nucleotides long. Its product is annotated as lysine--tRNA ligase, cytoplasmic. Gene Ontology annotation, biological process: lysyl-tRNA aminoacylation. Lineage: Eukaryota; Viridiplantae; Streptophyta; Magnoliopsida; Rosales; Rosaceae. The transcript is spliced from 16 exons. Gene Ontology annotation, cellular component: cytosol; cytoplasm. Gene Ontology annotation, molecular function: tRNA binding; ATP binding; lysine-tRNA ligase activity. The record is from RefSeq and is a predicted model, not a curated record. The coding region runs from base 978 to 2942 and encodes 654 amino acids.
CCCCCUGUUUGGUUGGUCAUUUUCUUAUUGACUGACUAUUAUGUGAAAUGUUUAGUAGGGACUGAAAUUAGUUUAUUUUAUUUUUUGUUAUAUUGGAGUUCGACUCUGGGGUUCAAACUGUGCUGCUAUGGGAAAGUGACCACCGCAGUGGUGGGAACCCAUUUGAGAUUGAAAUUAGUUUAUACACUUGGCAUAAAAAUGGUUUUUUCCCAGUUGACUUUAAUAUAUGCAUUUGUUAGUGCCGUUUUCCAUUCAAACACAUACUAAUUAAAUAAUUUUUCUUAAUUAAUAAAAUAAGGAUUCCAACUUAAAAUGUCUUACCACCUUAAAUUCAGUCACAUGAAACAGAAAGGCCAGCACCAGUAUUAUCUUGUUGUGAAAAGGAGAAAAUAAAAAUACUUGAACAAAAAAAAGUAUGAAAAAAAUAUUAUUUAGAAAAAAAACUUUAACAGAAAUUAGAAAGUGCAGACCCGCCUAACAUAAAUGUCCAAUCCAUAUUGCCAUACACAGAAAGGCCAGCCCCUUUCGUUGUAAAAAGGGGAAAGGAAAAACACUUUAGCACAUUUCCUUAUUUGUUGUUAGUUUCCUAAGUUCUCUAGUUUCUAGAUUUUAGUAGGAUUUGAUUUGAAAUUUUCUAGUUUAUUGGAGGGCUAUUUAUACCAACACACCCUAAAUUUUUUGACAUUUUCACAAAACUCAUUUUUCUUAAAAUUCCUUUAAUAAUUGUUGAUUUUAUAAAAAGAACAUAUCAAAAUGACAAAUCUGCCCUUAAAUUCAUAACGGAAAAUUUUGUUGUGAACCCACCAGCACCGUACUGCCCCUCUCGACAAACACCUCACUCACACCCCCUCCCUAACCGGCGGCCAUGGUUGCCGGCCAUGGCCCUUCUCUCUAUCUUAUUUUCCUAUUCCUCUCUCUCUCUCUCUCUCUCUCUCUCUAUCUGGCCCAAACCCCCCUUCCCAUAAGGAGUCGCUGCAAUGGCAGGCCCUGUUGACGAAACAACGAAAGAGGUCUCAGAUUUGACAAUGGAAUCGGAAGGAACUAUGAGCAAAAAUGCACGCAAGAAGGAGCUGAAGAACAAGCAUAAGGAAGAGGAGAGGCGGCAAAAAGAGGAGGAGAAGGCAAAGCAGGCUGCCGCCACAGCAAGCUCGCAGGUUAAGAAAAAUAUAGCUACUGAAGAUGAAGAAAUGGAUCCAACGCAAUACUUUGAAAACAGGCUGAAGCAUCUUGCUACACAGAAGGCAGAUAAUAAAAAUCCAUAUCCUCACAAAUUCUUUGUUUCAAUGACUCUGCUUGAAUAUGUAGAAAAGUAUGACGGCUUAAACAAUGGGGAGCAUCAGGAGGAGAUCAGUGUAUCGCUAGCUGGGCGAAUCAUGAGCAAAAGGUCCUCCGGCUCUAAGCUUUUCUUUUAUGAUUUACAUGGUGGCGGUGAAAAGGUUCAAGUCAUGGCUGAUUUAAGCAAAUCGGAGUUGGAGGAAUCUGAAUUUUCUAAGUUCCAUUCUAGUGUUAAGCGUGGUGAUAUUGUUGGAGUGACUGGGUUCCCAGGGAAGACGAAGAGGGGGGAGCUGAGCAUUUUCCCAAGAUCAUUUAUAGUCUUAUCACAUUGUCUUCAUAUGAUGCCAAGGCAUAAAGCUGGUCCUGCUUCUGAUAAUGCUAAUGCGAAGAAGACUGAUGGAUGGGUCCCAGGAAGCCCAAGGGAUCCUGAAACUUAUAUUUUAAAAGACCAGGAAACUCGUUAUCGUCAACGUUAUCUGGAUUUAAUGUUGAACACUGAGGUUCGACAAAUAUUCAAGACCAGAUCUAAGAUCAUUCAAUAUGUUAGAAGGUUCCUGGACAAGCGUGAUUUCGUGGAGGUUGAAACUCCGAUGAUGAAUAUGAUUGCUGGUGGAGCGGCUGCCCGCCCUUUUGUGACUUAUCACAAUGAACUUGACAUGAAGCUUUUCAUGCGCAUUGCACCUGAACUAUAUCUCAAGCAGUUAAUUGUUGGUGACCUGUCUCGUUCCGGUGUUUAUGAGAUUGGAAAACAAUUUAGAAAUGAGGGUAUUGAUUUGACUCAUAAUCCUGAGUUCACUACCUGUGAAUUCUACAUGGCUUAUGCAGACUACAAUGACUUGAUGACCCUGACCGAGGAAAUGUUGAGUGAGAUGGUCAAGGAACUCACUGGUGGAUACAAAAUCAAGUAUCACUCGAAUGGGCUCGAUAAGGAUCCAAUUGAGAUUGACUUCACUCCUCCUUUCAGGAGGAUCGACAUGGUUGAUGAAUUAAAUAAGAUCGCAGAUCUCAACAUAAAUCCAGCAGAUCUCUCUAGUGAUGAAGCUAACAAAUAUCUUAAGGAGGCAUGCAAGAAGUUUGAUAUCAAAUGUUCUCCUCCUGAAACAACAACUCGUUUGUUGGACAAGCUUGUGGGGCACUUUCUGGAAGAGACUUGUGUAAAUCCUACAUUUAUCAUUAACCAUCCCGAGAUAAUGAGUCCUUUAGCAAAGUGGCAUAGAUCAAAACCGGGCUUGACUGAACGUUUUGAAUUGUUUAUCAACAAGCACGAGCUCGCCAAUGCAUACACUGAAUUGAAUGAUCCUGUGGUACAACGCCAACGAUUUGCUGAUCAACUCAAGGAUCGACAAUCAGGUGACGAUGAAGCAAUGCCUUUGGAUGAAACAUUUUGUAGAGCUCUUGAGUAUGGUUUACCUCCAACUGGCGGUUGGGGUUUGGGCAUCGACCGGCUCUGUAUGUUGUUAACUGAUUCACAGAAUAUCAAGGAAGUUCUUCUCUUCCCGGCUAUGAAACCACAUGCUGAGCCUUCUGCUAAAGGGGCUAAUUCUGAUGUUGGAAGACCUUUCUGGCAUAAUUUUAAAAAUCUUCUGGUGUCCCGUGAAUUCUGUUGCUGUUUGAUGACGAGUUUCAUAAUGUUAUGUUUCUUUUGUAUAUAUGAAAUAAAUCGUUAAGAAUUUUCUUUUUCAAGUUAAGACAGUGAAAUUUAUAUUGUAAUUUGAUAUUGUAAUUUAUUUUUUAAGACUCAAGUCUGAAAAUUGUACGAGUAUGUUUACAUGCA